Hylaeus anthracinus is the source of this 2137-nucleotide messenger RNA. RefSeq names its product phenoloxidase-activating factor 2-like. The coding region runs from base 40 to 1374 and encodes 444 amino acids. The record is from RefSeq and is a predicted model, not a curated record. Gene Ontology annotation, biological process: proteolysis. Lineage: Eukaryota; Metazoa; Arthropoda; Insecta; Hymenoptera; Colletidae. Gene Ontology annotation, molecular function: serine-type endopeptidase activity. The transcript is spliced from 5 exons.
CAACCUUAUAUCUUUGUUUUAAGAUCCCUAGACACCGCAAUGUGGAGAGCACUGUUAUCACUGGCCGUGGCCAGUUACGCUCUGGUUCAGGCAGCUCCCCAGAACAAGGACAACUUGGACAGUCUCAUAUCGAAUGUGUUUGGACAACCUACACCCUCAACAGAGGCCACCAUCACCGAUCGAAACUCCAGUGGCAGUUUGGAUACUUUGAUAGACGGCGUGUUUGGCCCUGCACCAACGCCUCAGAGCAACCUAGGUACCCAGGGCUCGACGUCAACCACCAUCUUGGGCACGCAGAACAAGCCCAAGCCUCUGCCCGAUGACUGCGAAUGCGUGCCCUACUAUCAGUGCAACAACGGGACCAUUUUGGAUAACGGGGUUGGGCUGAUUGAUCUCAGGUCCGGUUUUGAUGACUAUCUCCCUGACAUUCACAACGAUGAAGCCUUUGGUCCUUGCGAGAACUACCUGGACGUCUGCUGCAAACCCCCAGACAGGAAAAAUGAAACCACUCCUUCACCGCCAGUAGUGAGAAAGGGUUGCGGACAACGAAACCCUCAGGGUGUUGGUUUCAGAAUCACCGGCGCCAACAACAACGAGGCCCAAUUCGGCGAGUUUCCUUGGAUGGUGGCGAUCCUUAAGGAAGAAACAAUCGGCGCGAACAAUCAGAAAUUGAACGUCUAUCAAUGCGGAGGUUCCUUGAUUCACAGACAGGCAGUGCUAACAGCUGCUCACUGCGUGCAAGGGAAGAACCCAUCAGAGUUGAGAAUCCGUGCAGGCGAAUGGGACACGCAAACCGUGCAUGAGAUAUUCCCGCACCAGGAUCGCAACGUGAAGCAAGUGAUCGUUCACAACGAGUACUAUCCUGGGGCUCUCUUCAACGACGUAGCCAUCUUGAUUUUAUCGGAGCCGCUUACGUACGCGGAGAACGUCGAUAUCGUUUGUCUUCCUGAACGGAACGCUGUCCUCGACGGAUCCCGAUGCUUCGCCAGUGGCUGGGGCAAAGACAUAUUCGGUAAAGAGGGUCACUACCAGGUAAUCUUGAAGAAAGUGGAACUCCCGAUCGUGCCACGCAACACGUGUGAGGGCAGUUUGCGGAAGACGAGAUUAGGAAAAUACUUCAAACUCCACGAGAGCUUCAUAUGCGCCGGCGGAGAGGCUGGAAAGGACACUUGCAAGGGUGACGGAGGAAGUCCGCUCGUGUGUCCGAGCAGAAACGAUCCCAGCAAGUACGUGCAAGCAGGUAUCGUCGCAUGGGGAAUCGGUUGCGGCGAAGACGGCACUCCAGGUGUCUAUUCCAACAUUCCAUUUUUACGCGAUUGGAUCGACGAGCAGAUGGCUUUCAACAAUUUGGACAACACCGUUUACAACCCUUGAACCUGACAAUAGACUGACUCGUUUCAUAAGUCUCUUUCAUAAAUAAAAAUCGCCACCCUCUGUCACCGACUAUCCUGCCUAACAACAUUUUUUUUUAGUAUUGUAACGAACAGAUGAAAAUAAACAUAGACGAGAGUGUUGAACUCACAAUAAAAUAUUACUACGUCGGAAAAAGAAAGAAAGAAUAAUUUUAGGAUUACCUUGGCUGGUUCGUUUAGCAGACAGGCCUUUUCCGAACGCUAAAAACUCGGACAAAAGGCUGGUUAAAAGGUACGAGCCAACAGCUGAGACGAACUCUUGAGUUAAACGGUAAUGGUCAUAAAACUAAAUUCGGUCGUAGCGGAAGAACAGUAACGUUCGCGCAUGUGUUUAGCAAACGAAGUGCUUUUAUGGCUGUGCCGUUCGAGUAACGUUCUCCAGACACCGUGCAGAAACGGUACCCCUUAUUGUGUUUUAAACCAUUUAUUUGAAAGGGUCGCGCGAUUGCCUCUUGGGAGCUUAUUGCAAAGAAACGUCAAUCGAGUUUAUUCACACGUGCCAGAGACACGCCUGUGUUUUAUUCUUUUACAGCGAUACAACUUCCACUUUCUGUUAGCUAGUUUACUUUCCUUGAAUAUUAUUUUCUUAAGUAUUGUAUCUUGACAUCUACAUUCAGCUAAUUAAAUAUUAGAAUACGAAUGCGUAGACAGUCGAAACUCUUAAAUUGAUAAUUAUUGUCUUGUGAUAUUUCAACGGAAUAAUAAAUAAUUCAUGUUGGAUCGUU